Sesamum indicum (sesame) is the source of this 3492-nucleotide messenger RNA. RefSeq names its product golgin candidate 5. The record is from RefSeq and is a predicted model, not a curated record. NCBI's taxonomy places the organism in Eukaryota, Viridiplantae, Streptophyta, Magnoliopsida, Lamiales, Pedaliaceae.
UUGCCAUCCCCAUAACAAAUCACUCUUUUCCUCGAUAUUCCAUUUUCCAGCUUGGAUUCGAUCCCUUCAAUACCCAUUACGCAUUAACGGAUCCCAGGUUUCAUUUCUCCAACUCCAAGAUUUUGUUUGGUUUAAUUCCUGAAUCUCACAUUGCUAAUUUUUACUUCGUUUAAGCGAUUUCCAAGACUCAGCAAAGAUCAAACAGUGUUUUGUACGUUGGAUGGUGUGAAUGUGAUGUUCGAGGAGUGGAUCAAGCUGUCUGAUUGAAGACAUGGCGUGGUUUAGUGGGAAAGUCUCUUUGGGGAACUUCCCGGAUUUUGCAGGGGCGGUGAAUAAACUGAGUGAGAGUGUUAAAAACAUCGAGAAGAACUUCGAUAGCGCCCUUGGCCUCGAGGAGAAAUCUGAUGCUACUGGUAGCGAUAGUGAAGCAACAUCAGGAUUAUGGCCUACAGAUCGGAAGGCAUUGUUUGAACCUAUCAUUGGGUUUAUGGGGCAGAAAGGUGAGGAGAGUACUGUUGAAUCACUGGAGACGUCUAAUGCUUCAAAGCCUACAUCCCCUGUCAGGACAAAACAAAUUGACGAUGACGACUCAACUAAUCAAGUUAGCGCCCAAAUUCCUCAUGGACGAGAAGCAAAUGAAGAAAAAGAUUCAGAUGUAAAGACAGGAUUUGGAGAGGAAAUAAAGGAUACCAGCGAGGAGCCAAAAGACCAUGCUGCUGCAGACAACAGUGGAGCUACAGUGGUCUUACCUCCGAUUCCUGUUCCACUGUCUGAAGAAAAACCUGAAGAGGUCAAGCAAACAGAAUCUGCAAACAAUCUUCAAGAGGAGGAGAGGGCGGAAGAAAUAUUUCCUACAUUACUGGAGUCAGUACAACCAGAAUCUGCAAAAAAUCUUCAAGAGGAGGUGAGGUUGAAAGAAAUGUCUCCUACAUUGAUAGAGUCAGUACAACCAGAACCAACAAGUCCUGGAGGUAAAGUUGAAGUUGUUACUUCUGAGUCUACAGCCAAUGAUGCUCCUAGAUUUCCAGAGGGCAUAGAUGAACAGAAUGCAGAGGACGAAGAUGUUAAAGAAGUUUUUACAGCUCAAUCUCUGAAUGCAUUGCCUGGAGGCCCAGCUGAAAGCAGAGAAUCAUCUGCCCCAAAUAUUCCUGAUAAGACCACCAAUGCCGAAGAUAAUUCUACAGACAAGUUGCCCAUUUUACAUUAUAAUGAGAUGGAGGCUUCAACAGAAGCCUCUGAUUUGGUUAUGCCCCCGAAUGAUACUGCUCCUGUCUCAAUUGAGCUAAAGCAGCACUUGGACAAAGAUGCUAAUGUAAAAGAACAACGUUUGAGUACUGGAAGCAACUCGUCUGAUAUUGUCGAUUCUGUUGCUGAACUUGAGAAAGUGAAGAAGGAGAUGAAAAUGAUGGAAACUGCAUUGCAUGGAGCUGCUAGACAAGCUCAGGCCAAGGCUGAUGAAAUUGCAAAGUUGAUGAAUGAAAACGAGCAGCUAAAAGCUGUGAUUGAUGAUCUGAGGACGAAAACAAAUGAAGCUGAAAUUGAAUAUCUACGAGAGGAAUAUCAUCAAAGGGUGGCGGCACUUGAGAGAAAGGUUUAUGCUCUCACUAAGGAGCGGGAUACACUGCGUAGAGAACAAAGCAAGAAAAGUGAUGCCGCAGCCCUUCUGAAGGAGAAAGAUGAAAUAAUCACUCAAGUGAUGGCCGAAGGUGAAGAGCUCUCAAAAAAGCAAGCUGCCCAGGAAUCUCAGAUUAGAAAGUUAAGGGCACAGAUCAGAGAGCUUGAGGAGGAGAAGAAAGGAUUGCUUACAAAGCUCCAGGUUGAAGAGAAUAAAGUGGACAGCAUAAAAAAAGACAAGGCAGCAACUGAAAAGUUGCUCCAAGAAACUGUAGAAAAACACCAAGCUGAACUUGCAACUCAAAAAGAAUACUAUACCAAUGCUCUAAAUGCGGCAAAAGAAGCUGAAGCAUUAGCAGAGGCACGUGCGGACACUGAAGCAAGAAUUGAACUGGAAAGUCGUCUAAGAGAGACGGAGGACCGGGAAAGUAUGCUUGUUCAGACACUUGAAGAAUUAAGGCAAACUCUGAGCAGAAAAGAGCAGCAGGCAGUUUUUAGAGAAGACAUGCUUCGCAGGGACAUUGAGGAUCUUCACAAGCGAUAUCAAGCAAGUGAGCGUAGGUGUGAGGAGUUAAUAACUCAAGUUCCUGAGUCUACCAGACCCCUUUUAAGGCAGAUUGAAGCGAUGCAGGAAACAGCCUCAAGAAGGGCUGAAGCUUGGGCUGCUGUUGAAAGAUCUCUAAACUCACGACUUCAGGAAGCAGAAACCAAAGCUGCGGCUGCAGAGGAAAAGGAGCGUUCUAUCAAUGAGCGUUUAACUCAAACUCUGUCUCGGAUAAAUGUUCUUGAAGCCCAGAUAUCAUGCCUAAGAGCUGAGCAGACACAGCUAACAAGAUCUCUUGAAAAGGAGAGACAGAGGGCAGCAGAAAAUAGGCAGGAAUAUCUUGCUUUGAAGGAGGAGGCUGACACGCAUGAAAGUCGUGCUCAUCAGCUAGAGGAAGAAAUUAGGGAACUCAGGAGAAAGCACAAGGAGGAGUUGCAUGAAGCACUGAUGCACCAAGAGCUUCUGCAGAAGGAACUAGAGCGCGAAAGAGCUGCGCGUUUGGAUCAGGAAAGGGCUGUCAGCCUUCAGUCUUCUGCUGUACCUGAUCAAAGCCCCAGAACAAGGCCAAGCUCAGCUGCAUUUGAUAAUGGCAACUUGACUCGUAAGAUUUCGAGCACGAGCAGCUUGGGCAAUAUGGAAGAAAGCUAUUUUCUGCAAACAACUUUGGACUCAUCUGAGAAUUCAUCUGAACGUAGAAUUGUGGGAGAAGGUGCUGUGAGUCCAUAUUAUAUGAAGAGCGUGACAUCAAGCACUUUUGAAGCUGCUCUCCGUCAAAAGGAGGGAGAGCUUGCAUCUUAUGCAUCUAGAUUGGCUUCUAUGGAAUCCAUUCGUGACUCUCUAGCAGAGGAGUUAGUUAAAAUGACAGCACAGUGUGAAAAGUUACGGGGAGAAGCUGCUACGCUACCUGGAAUUCGAGCAGAAUUAGAAGCACUUAGACGUAGACACUCGGCUGCAUUGGAAUUGAUGGGGGAACGUGAUGAAGAGUUGGAAGAACUCCGUGCUGAUAUUGUUGAUCUAAAGGAGAUGUACAGAGAACAAGUAAACUUACUUGUGAAUAAGAUCCAAAGACUGAGUUCAGCUAUUGGCACUGAUCUUGAUGAUACAUAACUACAUAUGCGUUAGUUCGGUUCACUUUGGUAGCCAAAUAUCUUCUUAUCUUUACAUCGACUGGGCUGGCCGUUAAUCCAUACCCCACACCGGAAUCAUUUUCAUUAAUGUACAGCACGAGUGAUUAUGUGGCGCUGAAUAUGUUGCGUUGAAUAUAUUCUUGUCUGUUAUACAACUUAGCUUAAUUGCCUAUUCUGCAUCAAAUAUUACCAGUUCACAUUCUUUUA